This is a messenger RNA of Closterium sp. NIES-65, 1680 nucleotides long. The record is from the annotation of a GenBank genome assembly. NCBI's taxonomy places the organism in Eukaryota, Viridiplantae, Streptophyta, Zygnematophyceae, Desmidiales, Closteriaceae.
AUGACUCACGCUCAGCCGUACUCCAACGGUUACGACGAGCGUUCUCCCAGCUUUUUCGACGACACGAGUGCUCCCGACCUCAGCCCUAGCGCGACCGCAUUCUUGGCGAACAGCUCAUCAGACUCCUCUGCAGUAACCAUGGCGAUACCAUCGGCCUCGUCAUCUCAGUGGCGAGUCGUGGACGGGAUUAGAUACCCGCGCAUGGACAAGAAGAUCCGUUAUCCGACUUGCACGAAGAUGGACAGUGACAGCGUGACACUAGAGAUCGGGCUGAAGGCCGUGGGAACCAAGUGGCGCGGCUGGGGAACUUCUCUUGCCUGGGCUGGGCGUUUCCUCGGGGGUUUGUCGCAGCCGUUCCGGCGCAAAGUCAUGCUGGACCUAAUUUUCCACAAGAAGAAGGGUAUCGGCUUUAAUCUCGUCCGUUACGCUAUACCCGGAGGCUACGCACCGCGAUUCAGUCCCAGAAUAUGGAGGCAGGAUAAAUACCAGGGGUACAGCCCAAGAAAGGGGGUUUUCAAAUGGGGCGGGGAUUGGAAGCAAGUACUGGCGCUUAAGGAGGCCCGGCAGCGCGGCAAUAUCGAAGUCGACGCGAUCAGCUACUCACCUCCGUGGUGGAUGACGCUCAGUAAAGACCCGGCUGGAAACUUAAAGGGCAAGCCAAACCUUAUGGCGCGUCAUUACCCGACUUACGCGGAUUACCUCGCGACUGUUGUUGCGCACUUUCAGAAGCAGUGGGGUAUUCAGUUCGCGGGAAUCGCGCCGUUUAACGAAGCGCUGGAGGGAUGGUGGAGGAAGGGAGGGUACCACGAAGGAUGCACGUUCACUGGGCUCGGAAUGCGCAAGCUGACAUUUAUGCUUCGCCAAGGGAUGCAGAGGCAGAAGGUUAGAAAAACGCGCAUCGUCGGAGUGGACAGCUGGCCUGGUUACACCGUGAACGCGCUGCGCAAGUCGGUCUGGCCGCUAGGACACGCUCCGGAUAUCAUAUCCGUGCACGGAUACAGAUCGCUCCGUGUCAUGUCGCUCUCAGCGGACGAGAACGAGUACAAGGCGAUUCGGGAUGAGGCGCACAAGCACAACAAAACCAAGAUAUGGCAAACGGAGUGGGGUCCCUUGCACAUCGGUGGAACUCCGUUGGAAACCGCUGUGUACAUGGCGCGUUCGAUAGCGCAGCAUAUCAACAUUAUGGGUGUAGAGGCGUGGUAUCACUGGCUGCCUGUACAGAGUGUGAAUAAGGCGAAUUGGGGUCCCAUUCAGGUGAGGUGGAAGGUGUUCGGCCCAAUCCGUCCGAAGCUGACGAAACAGUUUUUCGGCAUGCUGCACUUCACGAGAUGGAUUCACAGGGGGAGUUACCCGCUUUUUAUUCGCAACGAGUGCAAGCACUCGGUGGUGGCAGCGUAUUCUCCCAAGGCUCGCCGGCUCUCGGUUACCAUCGUGAACCAGCAAUCCAAGGAAUUCCGCAUGAAUCUCAAGAUCAGCGGGUUCGAUCGCUGGAACCGUAAGAAGUCGACCCUUCGACAAGUCAGGCGCACGUCGCUUAAGGAGAACUACAAACGGAUCUAUAAGGAGUACAGCUGGGACGCCAUCACGUCAAGCAAAGUGACCGUUCAGGGCAACUCAGUCACCACAGUCGGCUGGACAAAUGUCGCUAUGCUUGGAGACCCUCAAUUCGUGUCAUAUUAG